AUGGUAUCUUUCAAACCACAUGAAUGUGUUUACUAUAUUCAUGGAGUUACAGUUUUCACUCUCACAACACCUGAUCAUGAUCCAACAACUUCCACCAUUCAUUCACACGUGUUAAUUAUUCCAAUCCCCCCCCCGCAGCAAAUCCUGCGUCACUCGCGGGCCAACGCCACCAAGGUGAUCUUCCUGAUAACGGACGGCUACUCCAACGGGGGCGACCCUCGCCCGGUGGCGGCCGCUCUGAGGGAGCAGGGGGUGGAGAUUUACACCUUGGGGAUCUGGCAGGGGAACAUCCGUGAGCUCAAUGACAUGGCCUCGCAUCCCAAGGACCAGCACUGCUACCUGGUACACAACUUCGCCGAGUUUGAGGCCCUGGCUCGCCGUGCGCUGCAUGAAGACCUGCCGACAGGAAGUUACAUCCAGGAGGACCUAUCCCGCUGCUCGUCUCUGUGCGAGGCAGGUUCAGACUGCUGUGACAUCAUGGCCAGCUGCAAGUGUGGCACCCACACGGGCCAGUACGACUGUAUCUGUGAGAAGGGCCACUACGGCAAGGGGCUGCAGCAAGAGUGCACAGCGUGCCCGCCUGGCACCUACAAACCAGAGGGUACACCUGGAGGCCUGGGUACCUGCCUGCCCUGCCCCGACCAGCACCACACCUCCCAGCCCAGCAGCACCUCACGCAGCGACUGUGUCUGCAAGCAGGGCUACAGGCCCCAAGGGAAGACCUGUGAAGUGGUGUACUGCCCUGAGCUGUCUCCUCCAGAGAAUGGUUUCUUCAUCCAGAACGUGUGUAAUAACCAGUUCAACGCUGCCUGUGGGGUACGAUGCCAGCCUGGCUACGACCUGCAGGGCAGCGGCAUCAGACUGUGCCAGCCAGACGGGACGUGGUCAGGCUCUCCGCCCAGCUGCAGAGUGCGCUCCUGUCCCGCCCUGUCCCGGCCCCAGCAUGGACACAUGAACUGCAGCGAGGGUGGCACCUCCUACAGGGCGGAGUGUGAGAUCCGCUGUGCAGAGGGCUACAGGCUGGAGGGAGACGCCAGGCUCAGCUGUCAGGCCGACUCACUGUGGAGCGGGAUCCAACCACGGUGUGUGGAGGUGCGUUGUCCCCCCAUGGUGACUCUGAGGAACGUCCUGCGGUCGCCCCCUGCCUGUGGAAAGAGGGAAGUGAAGCCUGGCACCAUGUGCCGCCUCGCCUGUCGCCACGGUUACAGUCUCCAGGGAGACGUGGACGCACGCUGUCUCUCCUCUGGGGACUGGAGCACUAACGUCCACAAAACCACCUGCACAGAUUCAGAGCGUCCGUGGAUCCAGUGCCCCAGAGACGUGGUGGCAGAGACGGACGAGCGGCGUGGCACUGCCAACAUCAGCUGGAAGGUGCCCACUGCUACUGACAACUCUGGGGAGGAGGUCCUGGUUCAGGUGAAGCCUGUGUACACCCCUCCCCAGCUGUUCCCUAUAGGAGAGGAGAAGAUAAUCUAUACAGCGACAGACCGUGCUGGGAACCAGGCUAACUGCACCUUCACUGUCACUGUCAUAGAUACGGAGCCCCCUGUGAUUGACAGGUGCAGGUCACCGCCCACUUUCCAGGCCACAGACACGCAGGCGGCCGUCGCCUGGGAGGUGCCACAGUUUUCCGACAACUCAG
Molecule: messenger RNA, 1642 nt
Organism: Salvelinus namaycush (lake trout)
Lineage: Eukaryota; Metazoa; Chordata; Actinopteri; Salmoniformes; Salmonidae
Product: sushi, von Willebrand factor type A, EGF and pentraxin domain-containing protein 1-like
Exons: 9
Biological process (GO): negative regulation of complement activation, classical pathway
Source: RefSeq, a predicted model, not a curated record